ACUCUAAAAAAUUUCUCAAAAAAGGGAAGGCGGUGUCGUUUUACACUGGGUUGGCUCGCCCACAAGUUGGCUUUCGGGUUUGGUGAAAGAAUCUGUGGCGUGUAAAGAUGAACAGCGCAGUUUGUGCUCGGUGCCAAGAGGGCUUCCAGCAGGAUGAGAGAAUCGUGAACUCUCAUGGACAAGUAUGGCACGAAGCUUGUUUUGUGUGUGCUCAGUGUUUCUCACCUUUCCCUGAAGGUGUUUUCUUUGAGUUUGAUGGGCGCAAGUACUGCGAACAUGACUUUCAGAUGCUCUUUGCACCCUGCUGUGGUAAAUGCAGUGAGUUUGUGAUUGGGCGUGUCAUCAAAGCUAUGAACAACAAUUGGCACGCUCAGUGCUUCAACUGCGCCCUCUGUAAUGUAGAGCUGGCUGACCUCGGCUUCGUCAAGAAUAAAGGCAGAGCUCUAUGCAAGCCAUGCCAUUUAAAAGAAAAGGCAGCCAGUAGUGGCAAACACAUAUGUUUCAAAUGCCAAGAGGAGUUAACGGCUAGUGCACGUGAAUUACGAGCGGAGCUGUAUUGCUUACCAUGCCACGACAAGAUGGGAAUCCCAAUUUGUAGUGCUUGUCAUCGUCCUAUAGAGGAACGUAUUGUAACUGCACUUGGAAAACAGUGGCAUGUUGAGCAUUUUGUGUGUGCCGUCUGUGAGAAGCCAUUCCUAGGACACAAGCAUUAUGAGCGCAAGGGGAAAGCCUACUGCGAAACUCACUUCAACACUCUUUUUGGUAACAUCUGCUUCCAUUGCAACAAGGCUAUUACUGGAGAAGUGAUGUGUACGAUGAACAAAUCAUGGUGCGAGGAGCAUUUUUUCUGCAGUUGCUGUGAAACACUUAUGAACGCUAGAUCCAAAUUCAUUGAGUUUGAUUUAAAGCCUGUCUGCAAAAAGUGCUACGAUAGAUUUCCCAACGAACUUAAACGACGACAGAAAAAAAUUGAAGAACACAGCAGGAAAUUUGGCAAGGAGAAAUAAAAAAACAAAUCCUUUAUGCAAUGAAAAUUAAUAAUUGUAGGUCAGGUAUUUCCAACUUUCUUGCAAAAACAAUAUUUUUGUUUGUGUUAAUCCAUACAAAAUAUGUUUUGAUUUUGACCAAAAUUUAUUGUUUGAACCCCUUUAAUAUCAAGUGGUAGAGUACACUUAAACAUAGUAACUAGUAAUGGUAUUAAAGGGAGUGUACAAGCUGGGACAGAACAUUCUAUUUCCACCUACUUUUAUAUAUAUAUAGAAUUUUCAUGUUGGAAAUGGUAGUAUAGUAUAAAAUAAUCAAUAAUAUAGUCUGUUAAACAGCUAUAGUUAAAAUUAGUUGAAGAUUCUCUUUGAGGGAAAAAAAUAUAAUCAUCUGGUGAUAAUUGACAUUUCAUGUGACCUUUCUAAUCAUGAAUAUUCAUAACUUUUCUAUGUUUUCUUAUUUUUUUUCUCCAUAUUUUACAUUUGUGUGUGUGUGCAUUUUCUAAAUAUUACUAAAUAACUACUUAACAUGUCUUCCUGUGUACAGGUAUAUAAAAAAAAUCAAUUAGUGUAACUGAAUUUUAGUGUGGGAGAUAUUUUCUUAAUGAUUGUAGUAGGUGCUAUUAUUGUAUUUUAAUUUAAGGAUAUGAAGAAGUAACGACCUUUUGAUUUUAUAUCAAAUUCUGAUUGGUGCUCUAAAUCACAUGAUAUUGGAAUGAUGAUUAGAUAUUGUCAUAAAACAUUCUUUAAUGUGAUUUAAUAUUUACCUUGUUUAUGUGUUCUAUUUUCUUUUAUAUAGCAACACUGUUAAUACCCAAGCCAGCCAUCUCAUGUUAUAACAUCUGCUAGUUAUUUAUUAAUUUGCAUUAAACGCUUUUUGAUAAAACUGUACAUCGGUACUUAACAUUCAAUCUGUUUUGGGUAUUGUCCCCAAGGGAGCAAGUUAAGUACAUAACAUGCUAAUGCCAGUUCACCUGUCAUAAGAGUAUUGUCCCUAGGAAUCAUUAUAUAAAUAUGACAUAUUAACAAUUUAAUGAUUUAUGUGAAGAUAAAAUAUAUUUAUUAUUAUUAAUAUUAUUUAAUUUGUAUUGUAAGGAAAGCUAGCAAUACCGCUAAGCUACUAAAAUUAACAAAGCCCACAACACACAAAAAGUAUUUAACUCUGCUCUCUUACAUGAAAGGCAGUUUGGUGCAGAGAUUUCUAUUCAGGUUCUGAACCUCGUGGAAGGUUUGAACCACACUCUGACCAUUCUCAGCCGGCCAUGCUUAGUCAACCCAGCCUGCAUUGUUGACAGGUCUGUGAAGUGGCUCACAUGUUUCAGACCUAAGUGCGAGUAUUUCAUGGCUUAUAAAUGAAAUUAAUAUUGUGGUUGCCUCUCAUCAAUAUUGAUAAUAGCAUCGGCUCAGUAGUACUGUAUAUGCUUGUGUUCGCAUAGAUUUUAGUGCAAGUUUUAUCUCACAUACAAGGCUGGUGGAUGAGUUGUUUGUUUGGCCGAUGAAUUAGCUGUGUGCACAAAAUCCUGUAGUUGAGGUGUUUGCAUGUAACUCUUAGUAGUUGAGCUGCUGAAUGUACUUGUGUCAAGGCAGGACUUUAGACAAUAGAACUGAGAAGAAAAAUAUUGAAUUUACAGGAAUCAAAGGGUGUAUUUCUACGAGAUAGAAACGGUUCUCUUAACAUUGAUUGGUAAUCAGAUUACCAAAUAAGGAUGAUAAACUGCACCACGAAAGAUCAUUCUUUGCCUGCUGGACACAGAAUUGAUUCCGUGUCAAAGAACAAUUCUUCAGCACUAUAAAAGAAUGGGUUUUUUUUGUAUGGGCCUCAUUUAUACUGCCAUAGGAAAUCGUUCUUUGAAAGAACCGUUCCUAGAUACCGUUCACCUUAACCAGUGUAAACACACCCAAAGUAAAAUAGUUUUAUCUUUGCCAUUGUAUAGUUAUUUAGAUUAUUAAUUAAAGGCUGAUAAAAAUAUGUUUGAUAUUUAAUAGUUUUUGAUUGUGAAAGUAAUAUGUAUUAUUUUGUAGAUGUAAUAUUAAUUUAAAUUGUAGAUUUAAUAUUAGUUUAAAUUGUAGAUUUACAGUAAUAUUACAGUAAUUAAAUUGUAGAUACUUUUACAUGAUAUUAUACAAAGGGCCUUGCCAAUACAAUCUAAUUUGAACUGUUCUAAAAAUAUUGUCAUUAUUAAUGAUAGAGGAACAUUAUUAAUUAUUUUGUUAACAUCUUUAUUGUAUGACAGUUUAUAUACUGUAUGACUUGCUGUGGAAAAGAGGCGAAAGAAAAAAAAUUACAUGAAAUAAACUGGACUUUCCUAAUUCAAUAAUGAUUUAAAUUGCUUAAAAUACAAUGAAUUUAAAUUUCAUGAUUAACCAAUACUGUAAUAAAUUGUAAGUAGACAAAAUAUGAAUUUACAUACCUAAUGUUAUGUAUAAUUCUUCUUUUGUAGUUUUUGUAAUAAAUAUUUAUGGUAGUAAGCUUUACUAAUAGUAAUUCUGUUUAGUUUACUGUUAAUUGAUACUGUGGAGAAGUUUGGCGCAGUGGAAAUAAUUUGGUUCCCCAACCUCAAGUUCGGGGUUUCAAUCCUUCGUUGUACAUUUCGCUUAUGUCCUUGAGCAAGGCACUCUAUCUACAAUGCUUCUAUCUACCCAGCUGUAUCAAUGGGUACCAGCAAAUAGUUGAGAGUAACCUGCGGUGGACCAGUGUCCCACCCAUGGGGAGCAUUACGCUCUCGUCCGCUACACGCUACCUGAACCUAGGGAUAAGCUUCAGCCCAUAUGCGAGCCCCUGCGGCUUAGAAAGAAUUUACUUUUUUGAUUGAUUACUGCCUAUUUGUAGGACUUGUUUAUGAGUAUAAAACCUUAAAAAUUUGACAGAUUCUGUUUGUUUUACUCCACUAUGAAUACUGCAAAAGUAAUAUCCCUUAGAGCAAAUAGACUUAUUAACAAUAUAUUUAUUAUUGAAGUGUGUAUCAGUUUUUAAAAUUUAAUUUGUCAGUUUGUGUGAUACAUAUACCAGUGGCUCAAAAUUUUAUAAAAACAUUCUUUUGCGUUCCCCUUUAAAAAAAAAAAAACAUAUAAAGGCAUAGUUUGCUACACCUGCAACCAUCUGGGGUUACCAGAUUCUAAGGUCAUUAAUAGGUAUUAAUUAACUAAUUUUAGCAGAUAUAAAUUAACUAAAUUAGCUAAAGUUCUUCCCACCAGUAUUGUUAAUGAUAAUAAUGUGUGCAUCUUAGCAAUUUUAUACUUAUUAUUAAAGUGCAUAUGUGAAUACA
Anneissia japonica is the source of this 4249-nucleotide messenger RNA. RefSeq names its product LIM and senescent cell antigen-like-containing domain protein 2. Gene Ontology annotation, cellular component: cell-cell junction; cytoplasm; focal adhesion. The record is from RefSeq and is a predicted model, not a curated record. Lineage: Eukaryota; Metazoa; Echinodermata; Crinoidea; Comatulida; Comatulidae. The transcript is spliced from 11 exons. Gene Ontology annotation, biological process: cell-cell junction organization; positive regulation of integrin-mediated signaling pathway; positive regulation of substrate adhesion-dependent cell spreading. The coding region runs from base 108 to 1007 and encodes 299 amino acids.